GGCUGAGCGAAGGGUGGGGGCUGCGCAUGCUCAUCUACAGAAGCGCCGCUUGGCCUUUGGACUAACCUAUCUGUCGCGCUAACGGGCCGGCGUCGCCGCCAGGGGACGCUCGGGCAGCAGGGUGGUCGCUGGGUGGUGAGCUGGCGCCGGGGACGCCGAGCGACUGCGGGGCUUCUGUCAGCGUCCUGCUAUGCGGCUGCCCGCCUCGCUCCCUGGUAGUGUCCGUGGACGCGCAGGCCUUGAAGAACCUCCUCGCGGCGGGCCCCCGAGGUAACUUCUGAGGCAGAUAAUGGCGCCUGGACUGCGGUGGCGCUUGCCCUGCCGCCUGGCGGCUUUCUGCAGGGCCAGGGUAUACUUGUUUUUCUGUAAACCAACUCUUCCUUAGCGCAGGAGAGGUGUGAAAGCGCCGACGCGUCUCCAGAGCCCCGGGAGGAAGGCUGUAACGGCAGCCCCAUCGUAGACAGGGACAUUCGCAUCCCGAGCCCUGGAUCUCUGAAAAGCAGACCAGAAUUUGGAAGCUGGACGGAACCUUAGAUCGUCCAUUCUGGGUGUCUCUCUUCGCUGGCGUUUUCCCACGAGAGGAACCUACAAGUGUCAAGGAAAAAAGGACAGCUAACCACAGGGCAGGCCACGGGCAAGAUAUCUCAGUGUUCUCCGCUCUCAGGUCAGGUCAUGAUCCCCAGGGGACCUGGAGGACUGAAUGAUGCUGCCCCCGAGGAGGCUGCUGUCUUGUCUUAGGAGGGAGAGCAGGAAAAUAAAAAGGUUCAAAAGGAAAUUGCUGGGUAUCCAUCUGAGGCCUCUGAGGACAGCAAAGAGCAUAAGGCCCUGGGACUGGUUCCCCGUGCUCAUGACAGAGCUCUGCCUGGACUGGCUCUCAGCUUCCAACACCCUCAAGACUCAGAACUGUGAAGAAAAAGUUUCCAAUAAUUCCAAGAGUUGCUGCUGCUAUAGGCCCUGCUGCUGCCUUUUGGGGCCUCCGUCUUCAGAGAAACCCAGUGUGGCUUCAUCCACAUUCCCUGUCCCCACAGCUGCAGGAACAGCACUUCCUGCCACCGAGCCAUGUCACCACAAUGGAUUGUCUCUGGAAGGGACAAGGGGGCCCUGGCCGGCCUUCCGACUGACUUGGUGCCAGGGGAUGGACCAACGUCCCUCUUGUGCUGACAGCCGGGCUGCACCCUGGCAAGAGGGCAUUUACAGAAAUGCUGGCGGGAACCGCUGCCAGGGAUGCUGUAGGGUCCUCUGGCAAAAGAGGUCUCAGGUGGCUUCUCAGAGUGUCUGUGGUUCUCUAUCCCAGGCUGUUCCCUAAGAGGGUCUGCCCAGGACUCAGGUAAGCAGAUGCUCAUUAGAAACUCUUGGGCACUGCCUGUGUGCCCAGCCCAGCCCAUUGUGUCGGCGAGGACAGCGGCCCCUGCCUUUGGUGGGCUCCAGGCCAGCAAGGGCUACAGCCCCAGAAGGCAGAGCAGGAAGACAGGACUCGGGGCAGCUGAAGCAGCCUUCUCAUUGGCAGAAGGGAAACAGAA
This is a messenger RNA of Mandrillus leucophaeus (drill), 1520 nucleotides long. RefSeq names its product single-pass membrane protein with aspartate-rich tail 1 (gene SMDT1). The coding region runs from base 701 to 1306 and encodes 201 amino acids. NCBI's taxonomy places the organism in Eukaryota, Metazoa, Chordata, Mammalia, Primates, Cercopithecidae. The record is from RefSeq and is a predicted model, not a curated record. Gene Ontology annotation, cellular component: uniplex complex; mitochondrial inner membrane. Gene Ontology annotation, biological process: calcium import into the mitochondrion; mitochondrial calcium ion homeostasis. The transcript is spliced from 4 exons.